CAUCCCUUCCUAUCUUCCCUCCUUCCUUCUCUCCUCCCUUUCCUCCUUCCUUCCUUUCUUCCUUCCCUUGCUAGCAUAUCUCCCAAAGGCACCUUAAGGCUGGACUGGAUGGCCCCUGGGGGUCCUUUCCAACUCUAGGAUUCUAUGUAUUCCUGCAGGACAGAAGGGGGUUGGACUGGAUAGCCCUUGGAGGAUCCCUUCCAACUUUUGGAUCCUGUGAAUCUAGGAUGCUGUGUCUUGCUGCAGGGCAGCAGGAGUUUGGACUGGAUGGCCUCUGGGGGUCCCUUCCAACUCUGGGCUCCUUGGAGCAGAGGCAUCUUUGAGUUGGAAGAGCCCAACGGGGCUGCUCUACCCGGGCGCGGCCGCUAGAGGGCGGGUCAGUGGCACUCCUCCUCCUCUUUCUGCUGGUGCUGCUGCUGCUGCUUCUCUUGCUGGGCAACCUGUAGCCACCGCAGCAGUCGCUGGGCUGAGGAUCGCCUGGCACCUGCCAAGCCCAGAGCCAGCUAGCCAGCCCUCCGGAGAGAGAAAAGGCCAGCUGGCUCUUGCUGAGGCUUGGCUCGGUGGCGAUCGCCCCCAAAACUGGCUUUUGGGCUGGUAAGCUGUCUGGGGGGCUAGUGGUGCCAGGGCUUUGGAAAGCCACCCUGCCAGCCUGCCAGGCUCAGAGGCACCCUGCCUUGGAAGAAUCUUGAUCCCACUCCAGGGAUCCUGGAAAAGAAAGACAAGCAGAAGGAAGAGAGGAGGGAUCAAGAGGACCAGUAGCCCACUGGGGGCUUGGACUUGCCCAGCUGGCCUGCCUUGAUCCUGGGCAGCAUGGCCAAGAAGACCUCGCUCCAUUUCCGCGUGGGGGAAGGAAGGGACCUGCCUGCCAAGGAUGUGUCCGGCACGAGUGACCCCUACUGCAUCAUCAAAGUGGACAACGAAGUGGUCGCCAGGACUGCAACUGUCUGGAAGAAUCUCAACCCUUUCUGGGGGGAAGAAUACACCCUCCACCUUCCAAUGGGCUUCCAUAACCUCUCUUUCUACGUUCUGGAUGAAGACACCAUUGGGCAUGAUGACAUUAUUGGCAAAAUUACCCUCAGCAAAGAGGCCAUCUCUUCCAACCCACGGGGAAUUGACCGCUGGAUCAACCUGAGUCGUGUCGACCCCAAUGAGGAAGUGCAAGGGGAAAUCUCACUGGACCUACAGAUAGUGGAGGAAGCCCACAGGCGGGUCCUUUGCUGCCAUGUCAUUGAAGCCAGGGACCUUGCACCACGGGAUCUCUCUGGCACCUCAGACCCCUUUGCCAGAAUUCUGUGGCAUGGGCAUGUCCUGGAAACGGCUAUUAUCAAGAAGACCCGCUUCCCCCAUUGGGAUGAGAUGUUGGAGUUUGUCUUGGAGGAAGGGAUUUCUGGGGAGACCCCUCUUGUCGUGGAAGUGUGGGACUGGGAUAUGGUGGGCAAAAAUGACUUUCUGGGUCGGGUUGAGUUCUCUUUGGAUGCCAUGCAGCAAGGCUCCCCCAAAGGCUGGUAUCGCCUGCUGCCCUUCCCCAGUGCAGAGGAGGAUGCUGGGGGGAAGCUGGGGGCCCUGAGGCUGAGGGUUCGGCUCUCCGAGGAUAGGAUCCUGCCCUCCAGGUAUUACCAGCCCCUCACUGAGCUACUGGUGGAGUCCAUCUUGUGUCCUUCAGAGGACGACAUCACGCCCGUCACCCUGCUGGAAGAUGUUUGCUCUGUGGAGAGUCGCCAAGAUGUUGCCACUAAGUUAGUCAAGAUCUUCCUGGGGCAAGGCCUGGUGGUGCCCUUCUUGGACUAUCUGAACCAGCGUGAGAUUUCAAGAACGACGGAUCCAAACACCCUCUUUCGCUCUAACUCCUUGGCCUCCAAAUCCAUGGAGCAGUUCAUGAAGGUGGUGGGGAUGCCCUACCUGCAUGAGGUGUUGAAGUCCAUCAUUAACCGGAUCUUUGAGGAGAAGAAGUACGUGGAGCUGGAUCCCUGCAAGAUCGAACCAAGCCGGACCAGGCGCAUCUCCUUCAAGGGCUCCCUGUCUGAGGCGCAGAUACGAGAGAGCAGCUUGGAGGUGCUGAAGGUCUAUCUCAGGGACAUCAUGGAGUCCAUUAUAGGCUCCAUGGAGAAAUGUCCUGGCGCUAUGAGAGUCACCUUUAAACAGUUGCACAAGCAGGUGGCAGAUCGCUUCCCGGAACCAGAGAACCAGGAGGCAAAGUACAUUGCCAUCAGCGGCUUUCUCUUCCUGCGUUUCUUUGCUCCUGCCAUUCUGACGCCCAAACUGUUCAACCUCCGAGACCAGCAUGCGGACACACAGACCAGUCGUACCCUCUUGCUCUUGGCUAAGGCAGUGCAGAGUAUUGGAAACCUUGGCCUCCAACUAGGGUAUGGCAAAGAACAGUGGAUGGAGCCCCUGCAUCCCUUCAUCUUGUCCAGCAUCGAACGAGUCAAGGAAUUCUUGGAUCGGCUGAUCGAUGUGGAUUCUGAGAAUGAGGCGAGCGAGAGGCAGCCCUGGACCCUCUUCCACCCCUCUGCCACCAUCAAAGAGGGCUACCUUCACAAACGCAAGGCUGACAGCCUCCACUUGGUCUCGCGCUUCACCUUCAAAAAACGCUACUUCUGGCUGAGCAAUGAGACCCUCUCCUACUCCAAAUCUCCCGACUGGCAGGUGCGCACUUCCAUCCCUGUCCAACGGAUCUGUGCGGUGGAACGGGUAGAUGAAAAUGCUUUCCAGCAGGCACACAUGAUGCAGAUAACCACGCGGGACAACGGAGGGCAGCUUCUCACCAUGUACAUCCAGUGCAAGAAUGUCAAUGAGCUCAACCAGUGGUUGUCGGCCAUCCGGAAAGUGACUGUCUCCAAUGAUUGCAUGCUGCCCUUUUGCCACCCGGGCACCUUCCGUGGCAAUCGCUGGACUUGCUGCUUACAGACUGACCGUACUGUUCACGGCUGCAGCCGCACGCACUCGGCAGUGACCCUGGGGGACUGGAGUGACCCGUUGGACCCAGACACAGAAGCCCAGAUGGUGUACAGGCAGCUCGUGUCGGGCACAGACAAGCUCAGGGAGAAAUACCAGGAGUUUUCCAUCAUGGGCGCCAUGCAGGAACAAGACAGCAGGGCUGAAAAAGAUGCCAGCAGCCGGAGGAUGGCAGCAGCCGCUCGCCUUUUAGAAAUCAUCCAAGAUCUGGAACGGGCCCACGACGCUUUUGAGCGUCGGGAAAAAGAGGACUUAAAAGAGCAGGCAGUGACCAACACAGUGCCCCAGGCCUAGGCGGUUUCUUCUGUUUGGACCCCCCAGUUGUGUGUUUCCUCUGUAUCGUCAUGAUGUAUUUACAUCUGUCAGGGUUGUCAUGUGCGUGUAGGGGGAGCUGGGCUCAGUCACCUGUGUGACACCUUUGUAGCUUUUGAGACUGUGAUCCCAGGAUCACGUUUAGUUCAUGGUCCCCAAAGGAAGGAGAGGAUGGGGGAAAAGCCACAGCUUUGCACCUUCUUGGGACCAGAUCUGGCCCACGUUCUGCAAGACCCCUGCUACUUGGAUGUGUUCCAGGAGAACAGAACCUUUCUGAAUUGUGCCGUUGUGGCUCUGGGUUGGUUGACCAGAGAGGUAAGCUCAAGCUUCUGAGUGUAUAUGCGUGUUGCAGAUUCAUGGGAACACAGACUGCAGUAUCGGGUGCGGCAUUUGGCGCAGUGAGAAUCUCAGCUGCUUUAAAAGGGAAACACAAAGGAACAAGUUUUGAGUCCUUGGGACUGUGAAGAUGGGCUUGAAAGCGUGGUGGGAUGGUGCCUUCUGAAGUUUCAGAAAGUAGCCCAACGCUUGCUGGAGGUUUUUCAACAGGCACCGAGAGAAACCUGGGUGCCUCUACAAGCAUGGGAAGGGAUUCUGGGGAAAUAAAUGGAGAAUAAAUGAUGU
Messenger RNA from Sceloporus undulatus (fence lizard), 3888 nucleotides. RefSeq names its product RAS protein activator like 1 (gene RASAL1). Gene Ontology annotation, molecular function: GTPase activator activity. The coding region runs from base 811 to 3249 and encodes 812 amino acids. Gene Ontology annotation, biological process: negative regulation of Ras protein signal transduction; cellular response to calcium ion; regulation of GTPase activity. The transcript has 21 exons. Lineage: Eukaryota; Metazoa; Chordata; Lepidosauria; Squamata; Phrynosomatidae. The record is from RefSeq and is a predicted model, not a curated record.